ACCAUAUUAUCAAAGUUGCCUGCGAAAGAGGUUUCAAGAGCUACUGUUUUAUCAAGCAAUUGGAGGUAUAUCUGUGCUAUUUGCUGCUACAAAUUAUGUUUCGCUGGUGCUACCGGGUGUUGCCGUGAUACUUUUGAAAGAAACGAAUACCUCCAGUACAUGCAGAAGUUCAUCGAUAAUAUCAAUACGGUCGUGCAAAAGUGCCAUGGCAAGUUGCUUGAAGAAUUCCAUGUCAGAUUCGAGUUUGAUGCAAUGCUGGUUGAUCCUCUAAAUAAAUGGGUUAAUUUUGCGGUAUCAUCACGGACAAAGAGCAUAGCUGUCAAUUUACGACCUAUUAACAAGAGACGUACAGAUGUUGAUCGCUACGCAUUUCCUUUUCACCUUUUGGAUAAUGGAAGCAACAUGUCUCAUCUGCAGUGUAUACAGCUUAGCUUUGUAUCUUUGAGACCACCAUCUGAAUUCAGAGGUUUCCCAAUCCUGAGAAAGCUUGAUUUGGAGUUUGUGGAUAUCGCUAUAAAGGAUCUUCAAGUUAUAUUGUCCAAUUGCUAUAAUCUUGGAUGGCUGAGCUUAGUCAGAUGCUUCCUGAAUGGCGAACUAAAGUUGGAUCGUCCGUUGUCCCACCUUCGACACCUAACAGUUGUAUACUGUAGGGUGACCAGGAUAGAAUUUCAUGUAACGAAGCUCGUUACCUUUGUAUACGAUGGACCCAUUGUUCCUAUUUUCAUUAAUCAAGAUUCUAAGCUUGAAAAUGCACAUAUAUGUUUUGACAAGACAAAUUUUCAAGAUGGUGCCAGUUCACUCCUCAAUGGUAUUCCGAGCGUUCAAAAUCUGACACUAAAAAUUUUCGACCAGCGCUUAGAGAAGGAAUCAUUGUUGAAUAGUCCAGGCAAGUUAUCCCGUCUUAGGUGCUUACAGUUGGUAAUGGGAUUAGGAGUUGAAGAUACCGACAAACUUUCUCGUGUAGUUUCCAUUCUGAGGGCAGCUCCGCUUAUUGAGAAGUUGGAGAUCAAUUUUUCUCCCAUUGCUCACAUUUGUUUUGCGGACAAGGGUGCUUUGGGCAAGCAGCACCUUCAGCUGUGUGAAUAUAAUUAUCUGAAGAAUAUGCAUAUGACAGCAUAUAAAGGGACAAGAGGUCAACUUGAAUUUCUUCUGCAUGUUGUGGAAAAUGCCCCUGCGCUGGAGGAAUUAAUUGUGGACACUGCUAUACGGGAUUAUGAAGAUCAAUACGCAGGCCUAUAUUGCAGAAAGAAAGCAUGCGCUGAGCGCGCUGUGCAGCAUGCUAGAUCUUGUCUCGGUGGAAAACUUUCAGCAAAGGGAAUGAGAAUAGGAAUUGAGAAGUGGGAGUUCGUUAGAGGAUUAGGCUUGUGA
This is a messenger RNA of Lolium rigidum, 1368 nucleotides long. Its product is annotated as F-box/FBD/LRR-repeat protein At1g13570-like. Lineage: Eukaryota; Viridiplantae; Streptophyta; Magnoliopsida; Poales; Poaceae. Bases 160 to 1368 code for a protein of 402 amino acids. The transcript is spliced from 4 exons. The record is from RefSeq and is a predicted model, not a curated record.